ACACGAUGGCUGAAGAAUUUACCGUCAUACCAUUGAAAUUCGAGGAGAAUGACGUCCAUUGUCAUCAAAUUUUGGUAAAAGAAAACAUUGCAAAGGGCUCGUCUAAACAGAAACCUGUCGGUAGAACGUUGUACGCGCUCAACAUUCCGCCGUAUGCGACGAAGGAAUCUCUUCGGCAGGCGUUUUCCGCGGGUGGCGAAGUGGAAAAUGUAAUUCUGCAGGACAAACCAUCUGUGAACGAGACAACUCCCGUCACCACACCAUUGCCCGGCAAUCUAUUUCAAUUCAAGAUUGCCUACAUCGUGUUCCAAGAUAAAAACUCGGUUAAAAAAGUGCUUAAAAAGCGAAUGGUUAAUCCACUGAACGCCAAUAAAACACUGCUGACGGGCAUCGACAAAUGGACAAAGGCGUACCAGGAGCGGAUCCCCGAUCCGGUGGCGAUGCAGGUUGAAAUUGAUCGGUACAUGAAGGCGUACGAUAAGCAAGUGGCAGCAGCGAAAUCUCAAAACCACCAAAAGCAGGAAAGCGGAUGGACGACAGUUUCGAAGAAAAACUCUGGUGUCUUUUCGCAGAAGCAGUCGGUAGUGAAAAAGUUGGAAAAGAAGCUGGACAAUGAUCGCAACACGAAGGAGUUGAAGAAUUUCUAUACUUUCCAAAUCCGCGAAUCGAAGAAGAAUGACAUCAUUAGUCUACGGAAAAAGUACGAUCGCGAUUUGAAGAAAAUGGAACGAAUCAAGAAGACGAAGCGUUUUAAACCUUACUGAAUGGAACGCAUAAAUAAA
Molecule: messenger RNA, 782 nt
Organism: Anopheles cruzii
Lineage: Eukaryota; Metazoa; Arthropoda; Insecta; Diptera; Culicidae
Product: ribosomal RNA-processing protein 7 homolog A
Exons: 2
Coding region: 6-764 (252 amino acids)
Biological process (GO): rRNA processing; ribosomal small subunit assembly
Cellular component (GO): CURI complex; UTP-C complex
Molecular function (GO): nucleic acid binding
Source: RefSeq, a predicted model, not a curated record